Molecule: messenger RNA, 2064 nt
Organism: Copidosoma floridanum
Lineage: Eukaryota; Metazoa; Arthropoda; Insecta; Hymenoptera; Encyrtidae
Product: oocyte zinc finger protein XlCOF6-like
Source: RefSeq, a predicted model, not a curated record
AUGGAUAACAGUCAAGAGCAGAAUUGCAGUCAUAAUAUUGGGACGGAUAAGAAUAUUUCAAAAAGUACCUAUGAUUACGAUUUGUGCGGAAAAACAUGUACUUCGGUUUCUAAGUUCACGGAAGAAAAACGAAUCAACACCAAUGAAAAGCCCUGCAGCUAUCCCAGAUGUUCGGAUAUACUUCAACAUAAACAUCAUCAUCUCCCGGAACAUGUGCAAACCCAAACUGAUGAAAAGCCCUUCAGCUGCUUCAGAUGUUCGGAAACUUUUUCCAAAAAAUUCAGCCUUGCGAUACACGAGUUGACUCAUUCUGAUGAGAGACUCUUCAGCUGCUCGAGGUGUCCGAAAACAUUUCAACGUAAAGACUAUCUAAUGGAGCACAUGAACACCCAUUCUGAUGAAAAGCCCUUCAGUUGUUCGAGGUGUUCUGAAGCUUUUUCCAAAAAAUUCCGUCUUGCGAUACACGAGUUGACUCAUUCUGAUGAGAGACUCUUCAGCUGCUCGAGGUGUCCGAAAACAUUUCAACGUAAAGACUAUCUAAUGGAGCACAUGAACACCCAUUCUGAUGAAAAGCCCUUCAGCUGCUCGAGGUGUUCUGAAGCUUUUUCCAAAAAAUUCCGUCUUGCGAUACACGAGUUGACUCAUACUGAUGAGAAGCUCUUCACCUGCACCGUGUGCUCGAAAACUUUCACCCGCAAAGACAAUCUUAUGGUACACAUGCGAGCCCAUACCGGUGAGAAGCUUUUUUUUUGUACGGUGUGUUCAAGAGCUUUUACACUAAAAAAGGAUCUCAAGAGACACGAACUGAUACAUACUAGCGAAAGCUCUUUCAACUGCACCGUGUGUUCCAAGACGUUUCGACGUAAAGACUAUCUCACGGAACACAUGAAAACCCAUACUAAGGAGAAGCCUUUUGCCUGUACGGUAUGUUCGAAAAAAUUCGCCCGAAACCAUCAUCUUAUUGCUCACAUGAGAACCCAUACCGACGAGGAACCCUUCAGCUGCAUAGUGUGUUUAAAAACUUUUGCCCAAAACAAAAUUCUUACCAUACACAUGCGAACCCAUACCGGCGAGAGACCAUUUACCUGCACAUUAUGUUCGAAGGCUUUUACCCUCAAACAUAAUCUUAUCACUCACAUGCAACUCCAUACCGGUGAGAGACCGUUUCUUUGUACGGUGUGUUCAAGAGCUUUUACACAAAAAAAGUAUCUCAAGAGACACGAACUGAUACAUACUAGCGAAAGCCCUUUCAACUGCACAGUGUGUUCCAAGACGUUUCGACGUAAAGACUAUCUCACGGAUCACAUGAAAACCCAUUCUAAUGAGAGGGCCUACAGCUGCACAGUGUGUCCCAACACAUUUCGACGUAACGAACAUCUCACGUAUCACAUGAAAACCCACUCUAAGAAGAAGCCCUUCGGCUGUACGGUAUGUUUGAAAGAUUUCAAACAGAAAAAAACUCUGAUGAACCAUAUACAAAUCCAUGAAAGGGAGACUCCCCGAUGCAGCGACGAUGAGUCCCCAUUAACUUUUGCCCACGGCAAUGCAGUUCAUCUCGAAAAACAUCGAGACAUCCACAGCUGUAGACUAUGUCCACAAAUUUUUAGCCAAGAAGAACAUCUCUCAAAGCAUGUGGACAAUGAACACCCGUACGCGUGCCAACCAGUUUGUGGAUACGAGGAAUUUGCGAGGCGCAAGGAACAAGUUCGGAAUGAAAUAGUCAAGUCCCUUCAACGCACCCACAAUUGCAGACUAUGUCCACGAACCUUCAUCCGAGAAGAUCAACUCUCAGUGCAUGUGGACAAUGAACACCCAUACGCGUGCCAACCAGUUUGUGGAUACGAGGAAUUUGUGAGGCGCAAGGAACAAGUUCGGAAUGAAAUAGUCGAAUCCCUUCAACGCACCCACGAUUGCAGACUAUGUCCACAAACCUUCAGACAUGAAGAUCAACUCUCAGUGCAUGUGGACAAUGAACACCCAUACGAGUGCCAACCAGUAACAAUGGGGUUGCCAGAACUGUUGAAUGAACGAAGCUCUAUAAAAGUUACUUCUGCAUUUAUGUAG